Exophiala bonariae is the source of this 2406-nucleotide messenger RNA. RefSeq lists its product as uncharacterized. The coding region runs from base 1 to 2406 and encodes 801 amino acids. The record is from RefSeq and is a predicted model, not a curated record. The transcript is spliced from 3 exons. NCBI's taxonomy places the organism in Eukaryota, Fungi, Ascomycota, Eurotiomycetes, Chaetothyriales, Herpotrichiellaceae. Gene Ontology annotation, biological process: glucan catabolic process. Gene Ontology annotation, molecular function: beta-glucosidase activity.
AUGAAAAUAGGAACAAGAUUCGUGGCGUCUUGCCUCAGCCUGGUUGUCAGUGUUCUUACUCAGGACUAUUCCACCUCACCGCCAGUAUACCCCAGUCCUCCAACACUCGGAACGGGAUGGGAAACUGCGUUCGAACAGGCGAAUACAUUUGCCGCUAACCUCAGCUUGGAAGAAAAAGCACAACUCGUUACUGGCACGUCACCGGGGCCUUGUGUCGGUAACAUUGGAGCAAUUCCCAGACUAGGAUUUGGUGGUCUUUGUCUCCAAGACGGACCAUUGGCCAUCAGACUUGCAACAUAUGCUUCUGUUUUCCCAGCUGGCCUCACCGCUGCUGCUUCAUGGGACAGAGGGCUAAUAUUUGCGAGAGGAAUGUUCAUGGGUGCUGAAUUCAAAGCAAAGGGAAGUCAUGUUGCCCUUGGCCCUGUCGUUGGCCCUUUGGGUCGGAUAGGUUAUGGGGGACGCAAUUGGGAAGGCUUCUCUCCAGAUCCAUAUUUGACAGGAGUUGCAGCCGAAGAGACAAUCCGAGGUAUGCAACAGGCGGGUGUCCAAGCAUGUUUGAAGCACUACAUCGGGAAUGAACAAGAGACACAAAGAAAUCCGGAUGUUUCAGCCAACGGCACUACUAUUGAGGCUGUUUCCUCCAAUAUCGACGACCAGACUCUUCACGAACUCUACCUGUGGCCAUUUGCAAAUGGAGUCAGAGCCGGAACCGCCUCGAUUAUGUGUUCGUACAAUCGGUUAAAUGGUUCUUACGGUUGUCAGAACUCCAAGACCUUGAAUGGUAUCUUGAAGACAGAACUUGGCUUCCAAGGAUAUGUCAUGUCUGAUUGGGGUGCCACACAUGCUGGCGUCGACGCUAUCAAUGCAGGUCUCGAUAUGGAUAUGCCCGGAAGCACCGGAGGAAGUCCAAAUGCAUCGUUCUUUGGUGGAAACUUGACACAAGCAGUCAACAACGCUUCCGUCUCCCAGUCGCGCAUUGAUGACAUGGUUCUCCGCAUCAUGACUCCUUACUUCUUCCUCAAACAGGAUGAUUACCCACCCAUUGACGGGCAGUCCCCUGCGCUGAACAACAAUAAUCCGCAGAAUUAUCGAUAUCAAUUCACCCUCGGGGAGUCAGAUACAGAUGUUCGUGAGGAUCAUGCUCAGCUCAUUCGUGAAUUAGGAGCUGCGGGCACUGUACUUUUGAAGAACGUGAACAAUACUCUGCCACUCAAGGCUCCACGAUCGAUAGGAGUCUUUGGAAAUGAUGCUGGAGACCUGGUCAACGGGGAGUACUUCUCUGGGUCGUCAUUCGCAAAUCAAUUCGGCUACGAAUACGGAACACUUCCUAUGGCAGGAGGCAGUGGUGCGGCCCGUUUGUCCUACCUUGUACCACCCCUUGAUGCGAUCAAGGCCCGUGCCUUUCAAGAUGGGACCCUUGUGCAAUACAUCUUGAACAACACAAUUCUGAGCGGUCCGGCCAAGGUUCGCAACCGAGCAGAUGGACUUGGAUUCAUUUUGCCUGUCCCGGACGUUUGUCUCGUGUUUCUCAAGACCUGGGCAUCUGAGGGAGUCGAUCGAUUGUCACUGGAGGCAGACUGGAACAGUACCGCAGUGGUCAACAACGUGGCCUCGUAUUGCAACAACACCAUUGUCAUUACCCACUCAGCUGGUUUGAAUGUCCUCCCAUGGGCGAACAAUCCCAACGUCACCGCCAUCCUCGCUGCUCAUUUGCCAGGACAGGAAACAGGAAACUCUCUUGUCGACAUCCUCUAUGGAGCAAUCAAUCCUAGUGGCAAACUACCUUACACCAUUGCACUCAAUGCUUCAGAUUACAAAUUUGCUCCUGUAACCAAUUCUACCGAGUUGCAAGGCACAGAAGAUCCAAAUGCCUGGCAGUCCAAUUUCACAGAGGGCCAGCUAAUUGACUAUCGACACUUUGACUACUACAAUCAAUCAGUGCUGUAUGAGUUCGGCUACGGCUUGUCUUAUACCACAUUCAACCUAUCUGAUUUGCAAAUCGAGAGUACAGUGUCCGGAAAACCCGUCACUGCCCGUCCUCCACUCGCAGCGACUGUGCCGGGAGGAAACCCCACACUUUGGGCAGUGCUUUACGUUGUAAACGUUACUGUCACAAACACCGGCAACACGGCUGGAGCAGCAGUACCUCAAUUGUACCUUUCUCUGCCGUCAACGUCACAAAGCAAUCCAACUCCUGUUAACGUUUUACGAGGGUUCGACAAGAUCUUCCUCCAGCCAGGAAAGAGCACCACCGUACAAUUCCCUUUGGCCCGCCGGGACCUCAGCUAUUGGGAUACUAACUUGCAGGAUUGGGUGAUUUCAUCAGGUGCAAUUGCGGUACACCUGGGUUUUAGCAGUCGAGACUUGAAACUGCACGACCAAGUGACAGUUCUAGUCAGCGAUUAG